Suillus paluster is the source of this 1623-nucleotide messenger RNA. Its product is annotated as P-loop containing nucleoside triphosphate hydrolase protein. The transcript has 16 exons. Lineage: Eukaryota; Fungi; Basidiomycota; Agaricomycetes; Boletales; Suillaceae. Gene Ontology annotation, molecular function: GTP binding; GTPase activity. The record is from RefSeq and is a predicted model, not a curated record. Gene Ontology annotation, cellular component: cytoplasm. Bases 211 to 1212 code for a protein of 333 amino acids. Gene Ontology annotation, biological process: cytoplasmic translation.
GGAUCAUCCGCAUGAAUACGUCGUAGAGAACCAUCACCGUCUUCAUACGGGCCCGGGCACUUUCUAGGUUGUCGUCAGAAAAUUUCACUCAUAAUGGGUAUCGUUGAGAAGGUAAGCUACCUAGCACGUUCUGAACGACGCUGACCAGCGACUGUCGCGGUACUUUAUCUUGAUAUACUUAUUCUCCAGAUCAAGGAGAUUGAGGAGGAAAUGGCUAGGACCCAGAAGAACAAGGCUACCGAAUAUCACCUUGGUCUUCUGAAGGCAAAGCUAGCUCGGUACCGGGCCCAGCUUCUCGAGCCUGCUUCAAAGUCUGGGCCAGCUGGUGUCGGUUUUGACGUGCAGAAAUCAGGAGAUGCCCGAGUUGCAUUAAUAGGAUUUCCGUCGGUUGGGAAGUCCACCCUCCUAAGUAAAUGCACUCACACCGCGUCCGAAACAGCAGCAUAUGAAUUCACAACCCUUACUGCAAUACCUGGAGUGAUCGAAUACCAAGGAGCACGUAUACAAUUGCUCGAUCUUCCUGGAAUUGUCGAGGGUGCUAGUCAAGGCCGCGGUCGAGGACGACAAGUUGUUGCUACUGCGAAGACGGCUGAUCUCAUUCUCGUCAUGCUCGAUGCAACAAAGUCCGAGGAGCAGCGACGGCUUCUUGAGAUUGAACUCGAUGCAGUUGGCAUCCGCCUUAACAAACGCAAACCCGACGUAGUGUUCAAACGGCGGACAACUGGUGGUCUGAAUACUACCGUAAAACUCACGAAGACAGAUGAGAAGACUAUUCGUACCAUUCUGGCAGGAUAUAAACUCCACAACUGUGAUGUGAUGAUCCGAGAAGAUAUUACAACCGACGAGUUCAUAGAUCUAUAUGUGCCGAGGUGGAUUGCUCAUUUGACUCGCAGGAACUCGAAAAUAUAUACCUUGUCUAUGACUUGCGAUGAUCAGGUAGAUAAACUUGCUAGAACAGAGAAUACGGUCGUGAUCAGUUGCGAGAUGGACCUCAAUCUGGACUACCUUAUCGAACGGAUAUGGGAAAGCUUAGGGCUUGUCAAGGUCUAUACGAAGAAACGGGGUGCACGACCCGACUUGUCGGAUCCUGUGUGUUUGAGAAAAGGUGCCACUAUCGAAGGGCGUUCAUCCAAGUUCUCGCCUCACGCACAGAAGGUCAGUCUGAACCAUCAGCUACAAGACGAGGAUGUUGUUUCAAUUUUCACGAAGUAGCCACUGGUCAGUUACGGCUAUUGGCAGCAUAUGCUUACCAGUAGAAAACAUUUUAUGAAAAGAAGAAAACAAAUAUCUCGAGGGCCAGUUCUCGACCUCUAUAUGUUGUCGCGUGCCAAAAAAAAUCAACGUCGGUGCAUGCCCUCGCGAAGCUUCCUAUCCACAGUUUGACCACACUUUGGUUACACAUACGUGGAUUACAAGCUUUUCCAUAUAACCAGCGACUGGAGCUUUCGUAGACCAGAUAUUACUAAGUACAACCCACUCGUGAAAGUUUUGGAAGGCGCUCCCAAUUCAGGUUUUGCAAAAUAUAUGUACUAGGACUUUGGCAUACUUAUGUUUAUAUGUUUGCCGUGGUCCAUGGAUCGCAGUGUCAAUGUAUUGUACGAAUGUCAUGAACUUCCCGGCGCA